GUUAUGCACUCAAGAUACAAGUGUAGCUACUUCAAACAGCAGGGGUGGCUGCAUGAGUGGAUCAUGAUGGUGGAGGAGUCUGCCUGGGAUACAUGGACAACAUACUACUUGCCGACAGUGUCCAAGUUGCCAAACGCAGAGACAACAAAGAAUGAAGAUUUAUUUGCUGAUGUCAAUAACUAUAGGCAUAGCACUGAAGGAGAUGUCUUCGAGGCUUAUAUCAAUGAUCCAGUGACAGACUGUGGUGAUCCAAUUAUACAUUGGAGUGCGAAGUUGGACAAGCGGGAUGCGAAGUCGAAGAAGAAGGUUGUUACACCGAUGGGUGCACUUGCAAGAAUGGCACUCGGUUUUUUGUCUGCCCCUGCAGCAUCAACUGAUGUGGAACAAGUUUUCUCUCAUGGCAGGCUUGUGCUCAAUAAACGCCGGCAUAAGCUAUCUGUGGAGUCAACACGGGCAAAUAUCAUACUGAACUCUUGGGGCAAGGUGGAGGAUCUCAUACCCAAAAAGGUUCUUGUGAAGAAGUUCAACGAGAAAGCAUUGCAGCCAAAUAAUGGAGGGGGGAAAAAGAAGGCAGUGGUAGAGAUCAUAGACAGCACUGAUGAUGAGGGCGAUGCAACGGAUUCUGGUAGUAGUGAGGAUGAUAAGAACAGUGAUGAAGACCAUGGAGACCAUUAG
Molecule: messenger RNA, 675 nt
Organism: Desarmillaria tabescens
Lineage: Eukaryota; Fungi; Basidiomycota; Agaricomycetes; Agaricales; Physalacriaceae
Exons: 3
Molecular function (GO): protein dimerization activity
Source: RefSeq, a predicted model, not a curated record